UCACAAAGCCACCGCGUGCCUCUGGCUGGGCCCAGGUCAGCUGCAGCCAGGGCCCCGCGACUGCCUCUGGGCAGAAUGGCACAGUCUCAGCCCAGCACUCCCGAGGACCUCUCUCUGUGCGACCACAAGCUUGGGCCAAGCGAUUUCAGCUGGGACUCCUACGCCACCACGAUGAAGACUGCAUUCACACCUAAAAUGGGAGCAGUGCCUGCUUUGAUGCGUAAAAAAAGUAUCAGAAGACUAGGAUAUACGUAUUCACUUAGUGACCCUAUGCCCAAUCAGACACAAUACAAUGAUGAGUAUGUUUGGAAAGCACGUUCCAAAGAAGUCUUGAUCAACCCUGGGAGUUCAAGAGGAGCCAGGAACCAAACGCCUGAGCCCAAACAAGGCUUUUUUACGUGGACACUACCUGAAAGUCAACAGAAGACAACAUUAAAGGUCUGCCCCCCUUGGACAAUCCCAGCCUCACUGGAAGAAGUUAAGAAAUCGAUAUCAAAUCAGUUUGUUUCCGUUACUCAGAGAGACUUUGUGGACCUAGCAGAAGCUCAUAAGAUUAGGGAAAAGCUCCAGAUGUCUCCAGAAUGGAAAAAGUGCCUUCCCCAACCUCCAGACACCGAAUUUCGACGGAAUUACCAAAUUCCAGCUAAAAUUCCUGAGCUUCAGGAUUUUAGUUUCAAAUACGGAUGCUACGCAAGCCUGCCGAUUGCGUCUAAGGGUCUGGUCCCGUCCGUGCUGCACAGCUACAUAAGGAACCAAGAGCGCACCAAGAAGCAGACCACGUACCAGAGCGACUACGAGAGAGCACAGCUGGAUUUCCUGACGCUUUGGGACUCCUUUACUCCCUCUCAAGUAGAAGAGUACCUUCAGAGUGUUUCCUACAAAGACAGACAAAUUCUGGAUCGCUUUAUUCGUUCUCACUGUGACACAGACAAAGGGAAGAAAUGAAAAAGGAAAAUAGUUCAAAUGAAGAUAAUCUGAGAAUUAAUGGAAGUGCUAAGUAAGACCUGCCUACGCAUCUUCUCAAUAAUCAAGAAAAAAUAAGCUGCAAAUUGCUCCAAAUAUAUUGCAAUAGUUACGAGUUUGUAUGUUUUGCUUUGUCUUAUUUUUAAAUAAUAAAAGCAUUUAAGGCUA
This is a messenger RNA of Microcebus murinus (gray mouse lemur), 1131 nucleotides long. RefSeq names its product testis expressed 26 (gene TEX26). NCBI's taxonomy places the organism in Eukaryota, Metazoa, Chordata, Mammalia, Primates, Cheirogaleidae. Gene Ontology annotation, cellular component: cytoplasm. The record is from RefSeq and is a predicted model, not a curated record.